Molecule: messenger RNA, 1383 nt
Organism: Closterium sp. NIES-65
Lineage: Eukaryota; Viridiplantae; Streptophyta; Zygnematophyceae; Desmidiales; Closteriaceae
Source: the annotation of a GenBank genome assembly
AUGCCUUCCUUCACUUUCUCUCCCUGUGCAAACUGUACCUUUUCUUACAUCCCCUUACACCUCCCCAUCGCCAGUGCCAACACCUUCCCCAUCGCCAGUGCCGACACCCUCCCCAUCGCCAGUGCCAAAACCCUCCCCAUCGCCAGUGCCAACACCCUCCCCAUUGCCAGUGCCAAAACCCUCCCCAUCGCCAGUGCCAACACCCUCCCCAUCGCCUGUGCCAACACCCUCCCCAUCACCAGUGCCAAAACCCUCCCUACCGCCAGUGCCAACACCCUCCCCAUCGCCAGUGCCAACACCCUCCCCAUCGCCAGUGCCAAAACCCUCCCCAUCACCAGUGCCAACACCCUCCCCAUCGCCAGUGCCAACACCCUCCCCAUCACCAGUGCCAACACUCUCCCCAUCACCAGUGCCAAAACCCUCCCCACCACCGGUGCCAACACCCUCCCCAUCACCAGUGCCAAAACCCUCCCCAUCACCAGUGCCAACACCCUCCCCAUCGCCAGUGCCAAACCCUUCCCCACCUCCUCCCACGUGAAGGAGAUGGCUAGCAAGCACCACCCCAACUUGGUGCGCCUGUUGGGAUUCUGUGUGAACUUUGACCCGGCUACGAGUCUCGUGGAGCAAGUACUUGUGUACGAGUUCAUGGUCAAUCGGGACCUCGAGAGCUGGAUUGGACCAGGUGCUCCAAGCCCCCUUUCAUUCUUGCAACGACUUGACAUUCUGAUUGGGGUUGCCAAGGGGUUGCAUUAUCUUCAUGAUUUUGGCAUUGUGCACCGCGACAUCAAGCCAGCCAACAUUCUUCUUGAUGCAAAAAUGCAAGCCAAGAUCGCAGACUUUGGGCUGGUGAAACUCACUGGAGGCACCGCUAUGGGAACUUCUGUAGCUGCCACUCGAGUGAUGGGAACACCAGGCUAUGUGGACCCUGCCUACUACAAGUCCCACAAGGCCACUCCAGCAGCAGACAUGUACAGCUAUGGUGUGGUGAUGUUGGUGGUCAUCUCAGCACGCAAGGCCGUGCAUGUGAGCGAGACCAGCCAGAUCAGCCUGAAGCAAUGGAUCGCCCCAUUCGUGGAGUCAGAUGCUGUGGCAGUCUUCAAGGACCCCCACUUGGACGCACCAGAUGACUUGGUGCUGCGCUGGGCUCGCCUUGCCCUCUCCUGCACCGCCAUGCCUGUGGCCUCUCGCCCCUCCAUGAGUCAAGUGCUGGGGGAGCUGGUGAAGUUGAAGCAGGAGGCGUCCGGAGCACAUGAGAGCCAUGUGGGCGAGGCAAAAUCUCGCAUCGACAUGGAGCUUGGGAGUUUCGGUGGCUCCUCCAGCUUCACUGCAGAAAUGGCCCGUGCGGAGCGUGAGGGGGGCAUGCCAAGUGGUUCUUCCUCGUAA